Dichotomopilus funicola is the source of this 1023-nucleotide messenger RNA. Its product is annotated as Fructosamine kinase-domain-containing protein. The transcript has 4 exons. Lineage: Eukaryota; Fungi; Ascomycota; Sordariomycetes; Sordariales; Chaetomiaceae. The coding region runs from base 1 to 1023 and encodes 340 amino acids. The record is from RefSeq and is a predicted model, not a curated record.
AUGGCCACCGAUGUGCGAGAUGUCGACGAGAAGCUGAAGCUGGAUGAGAGCCUCCUAGCGGUCCUCCCGGAGGGCGGCGAAGUGGUGUCCGUGACCCCGUCUGGGAUGAGCGAUUACUGCAACACUUACAGGAUCGAAGUGAAGCUCCCUGACGGCAGUUCCCAGGUCUUCUUUGAGAAAGAAGGGACCGGCGAGGAGGGCAAGGGGUGCGUCGACUCCGCUUGGAAUUCUGAGACCGCCGCCUACGAGUUCAUCCCCGAGCACGUGCCCCGUCCGGUCGCCACGGGCACUUACAAGUCUCGGCCCGACAAGUUCUUCUUCCUCGCCGAGUUCGUCGAAAUGAUUGAGGAUGACAUUCCUCGCGAGGAGGUUUACAUGGCCGCCGUGGCAAACCUGCACAGCCGCAGCAUGGGCAAGUCGCCCACCGGCAAGUUUGGGUUCCCGGUCAACACUCGCUUCGGGAACCUUGAGCAGGACAACACAUGGACCGAUAGCUGGGAGGAGUAUUGGACCCGACAGAUGAGGGACUUUCUCGACAAGGAGGACGCCGCCCAUGAUGGGGAGGAGCACGAGGAGCUGGACAGGUUGCGUCCGUUGUUUUUCGAGAAGGUGUUGCCUCGUUACCUCGGCCCGUUGGAGAGCGAGGGCCGCUCGGUCACGCCCUGCCUCAUUCAUGCCGACCUCUGGCCUGGUAACGUUAAGUACAUGACCGACGGUGACACGGCGUGUAUGUAUGAUGCCUGUGCUAUGUGGGGGCAUAACGAGGUCGACCUUGGUGUCUUCCGCAACCCGAGAUACCCGCUCGGCAAGCCGUACCUCAAGGAAUACUGGAAGCGGGUUCCCAUCUCCCAGCCUGAGGAGGAUGUUGAUAGCCGGAACUCACUUUAUAUGUUGCGCGGGCAGAUCUUGCUGUCAAUUUUAUACCCCCAGGACAAGAAGCUGCGCGAGAUUUUUGUGAGCAACAUGCGGCUCCUGGUGGAACGUGUUGAAGAGGAGGAGGCUACGAAAGGGAAAUCCGCGUAA